AUGUUGGACUCCGCCCUGCACUUCGCGAGCCGGUGGGGGGGCGAGACGGCCGUGAGGGUUCUACUCGCAGCCGGAGCCUCCGCCGAUGUACGCAACUCGGAGGGUCGCAAUCCUCUCCAGGUGGCGGGGGACGGCAACGCCUCGGAGGGAAACCCUGACAUGGAGUCGAGGUACAAGGUCCGCAGAGAGUUCUUCCGGCAGGAACCGCGCAACCGGACCCUGGUUCUGCACCACCCCGACUGCCUGGAACACCAGCCCAAGUCAGACCGGGACUGGGAGUGCCCCGAGAGGGUGGUAUCGAUCGUGGACCUGCUGGUGAAGCCCCGCGCGUUCGAGCACCACGAGCUGGAGGUCACGACGGACUUCAGCGCUGUGAACACGGAGAGCCUGAUGAGGGUGCACACCGGGCCUUACAUCAAGUUCGUGGACAGCAUGGGCAAGAGCUUCAAGGGGGAAGACGCCGGCACUAGCGUGCCGUUCACUCCCAUGGUGCAGCAGCACCUGCUCAAGAAGGGUCAGACCGACGUCAAGCCCAAGGACACCUGCGACACGUCCUUCUCCAAGGGCAAGUACAAGGCUGGGUCUCUCAAAGCAGCCAGGCGCGCUGCCGGUGCGGUGACUCACGCCGUGGACCGCGUGCUGGCGGGUAAGAACCGGAACGCCUUCUGCGCGGUCCGCCCGCCGGGCCACCACGCGGGGGCGAACGGGCUGAUCGAGAACUCGGUGAGCUGCGGGUUCUGUAUCUUCAACAACGUGGCGGUGGGCGCGAUGCACGCUCUCGGCCACCACCACCUAGAUAGGGUGGCCAUCGUGGACAUCGACGUUCACCACGGGAAUGGCACGGAGGAGAUCUGCCGUGCUUACCCGGACCCAAACCGCCUGUUCUUUUUCUCGGUGCAUCUCUUCGAUCGGGGUCCGAUGUACGAGUUCUUCCCCGGGAGCGGAGACCAAGAUGACCUCCAGAGCAACAUCAUCAACGAGCCUCUGGACCCCCUCUGGAAGAGCAAGGCACGACAUGACGAUGGGUAUGGCGCACAGGGGGGGGGUCGGCAGGGGCGGGGUAGGGGGGGGGGGGCACGGCACCCGCAGCCGGACGUCCUCGCGAUCCAGCGGAGGCUACUGCCCGCCCUGCGAGCCUUCAACCCUCAGCUGAUCAUGCUGAGCGCCGGGUUCGAUGCCGCGAAGGGGGACGUCGGGAACUGCAAGCAGGGCGCAAGGGCGGCGCGGGAGGGGCUGGACCUCAGCUCGGAGGACUACCUCUGGACCACAGAGAAGAUCCAAAGCGUGGCAGAUAUCUGCUGCGGAGGCAAGAUGGUGAGCGUCUUGGAGGGCGGCUAUGGGCAGAACCAGUGCGAAAGCAUGCACUCUGGUUCCCGAGGGCCCGGGAUGCAUUCGUCCAUGGCCAGACCUCACUCUGCUCCGGCCGGGACUGGAGCGAGCGGGUUGGCCCCUCCGUCGUCGGUCUCCGACGUCCGCGGUGGCGCGGGAGUCCUGGUUGGGGUCGGCGGCGGCUGGCACGGUGGCGGGGGGUACGGCGGCCACGCAAGAGGCAACGGCACUGCCGGCCCACCGCGGGGCUACCAGGCCAAGUCGACGGCUCAGCGCCUUCAGAGGUACGACCUGGCUAACAACGUGGCGGCCCACGUGAGGGGGCUCGUCGACCCGUACUGCUCCCACGUCAAGCAGGAGGCCGUUGAUCUGAAGAGCCCUGGAAGACGAUAG
This is a messenger RNA of Ectocarpus siliculosus, 1722 nucleotides long. NCBI's taxonomy places the organism in Eukaryota, Phaeophyceae, Ectocarpales, Ectocarpaceae. The record is from the annotation of a GenBank genome assembly.